CAACUUGUAACCACCUCAAGCCACGCCACUCGCCCGCGUGAGAGACAUCGCAAAUACAGCGUCCUCUAGGCCUGUGCAAGAUCGAUCCGCGAUUGGUGCGGCCAGUCCGUAUUAUCAGCAACGCCUAAAAUUUGACUCAAGACAAUCGACCAACCCGGGCUUUGUCCGUCUUCGUGCAGGUCCCCAAGGUAGAGCCAUUGCGCAUGAUACAAGUCAACACGCGACUCGCUCCUCUCCUUCGCACGCAAUUUUCAGCUGCGCGCAAGAAGAAAAUGUCAACCUACAACGUUGGGAACCUUCCCCGGAUCACCCGUGAGGCUCUCGCGCCUUUGGUUCGCGAGCAGAACACUGGGCUGGCUGUGAUCGAUGUCCGCGACAGUGACUACAUCGGUGGCCACAUUCGGGGCUGUCAGAAUGUGCCCACAGCCACGCAUGAUUACCGCAUGCCGGAGUUGGUGCGGACGCUCAAAGAGAAAAACACCAUCAUCUUUCACUGCGCUUUAUCGCAGCAGCGUGGACCAUCAAGCGCCUUGAAGUAUCUGCGCGAGCGUGAACGUUUGCAUGGCAAGGACGCAGAGCAGAACCAGAAGGUUUACGUCUUGGACGGUGGUUUUCAGAAGUGGCAAGAAGAGUACGGCGAGGACAAGGAGCUAACGGAAGGGUUCAUCAAGGAUCUUUGGGAUAACUACUGAGAUGCUCGUCCACUGCGUUGACUACCUGUUCGGGGGCUCCCAUGAUCGCAGGGCGCAGUAGACGAAUUUCAUAAUGCGCA
This is a messenger RNA of Cercospora beticola, 772 nucleotides long. RefSeq lists its product as uncharacterized. Lineage: Eukaryota; Fungi; Ascomycota; Dothideomycetes; Mycosphaerellales; Mycosphaerellaceae. The record is from RefSeq and is a predicted model, not a curated record. Gene Ontology annotation, molecular function: protein tyrosine phosphatase activity. Gene Ontology annotation, cellular component: cytoplasm; nucleus.